ACAAACACAGUGCCUGCUGAAUGCCAUUGCCAAUUCCCUCGUUCUCGUUACCUCUCACUCAUUCACUCUCUCUCUCUUCACUUCCGCUUUCUCUCUCUAGACUCCGACUCCGAUAAUCCAGAUUCUGCUAGAUCCCAUGGACCAUUCCUCUCGCCGGAGACAUAGUUCCCGCCGGGAUCCCUUCACUCGCCGCCGAUCAUGGUGCUGCUCGUUCGCCGUGCCGCCGUCGAGCCCCGACAGCAUCUCAAUCCACCAUUCCAAGACGCUUCGCCACGGCAAGACCGAGACCCUCGCGAAGCUACACAGUAGUAACUCGGUCCCCAACUCACCUCAGAGUUCCAAAUCGGGGUUAGGGUUGGUCGGCCGGAUCGAUCCUCGCCGGAUCUUGUCUCCGGGGAGGGUUUCCCCGAUCGAUUCCGAUCCUACGGUUGAUUCGAUCCAGGAAAUGGCUGUUGAAUCACCGGCGGCCGUAGAUUCCGCUCCGCCGGCGAGAUCUGAGAGCUUUAGGGCUCCAAGCGAGAGGUUCAGGCCCCAGCCGGAGAAAUCUUCGUGUUGCGGAGGCAAUGCGUUUGAUGUGAGACUGAAUUUGAGGGGAAAGAAGGGGGGAUUGUUGGUUCUGGAGCUGAACUCGGAGGUUUUGUGCGCGAAUUCGGAGGUAUUUGCGGGAUUGAUAGAGGAAUACAGGAAGGGGACGUCAAUGGCGUCUUCUUCGGGGUCGAAAAUGUGUCGAAUAGAGGUUCCCGAGGUGGAGAACUUGGCAAUGUUCAGAGAAACGAUUGAGCUUAUGUUUGAGGAAGAUGAUAUCACAAACCGCCUUCUCAAGAUCGGAGUUUUUCGAGCUAUUGAUGUGCUUGAGGUGUCAGCAGGUAUCAUGUUCUCUAAAGGUGUUUUGUCCUGUUUAAAGUAUCUUGAGGCUGUUCCUUGGACCGAGGAAGAAGAGGAGAAACUAAGGGAUCUCUUUACAAGGUUCAAGUUUGAUGAUGUGACAACCAGAGACAUCUUGGCCAGACUUUAUUUGCUCGAUUCACCGGAUUCCGAACAAAAUUUAAGCAGACAAUUGAUUUGGUCUAUCACCUCCAGUACAGAUGCGAUGGCGAGGAAUGAGUUAAAGUCAUUAGUUAAAGGUCUUCUUUGCAAAAGUUCAGUCUAUGAGAAGGACCAACCUGAUCUCAAUAAGGAGGAUAUUUAUGCUAUCUGCCAAUCUUGUUUGGAUUCACUUGUCAUCCUGUUCGAGGAGACCUCUGAAACUGUCUCUCCUGAGAAAUUGGUGAAGAAGGAUUCACGGAAGCCUUUGAUUGAACGGAUAUCAAGACAAGUCGAUAAUAUAAACUGGCUGCUAGAAAUCUUGCUCGAUCGGCAAAUGGCUGAGGAGUUUGUGGACAUGUGGGCAAAUCAGGAAGAACUGCUUAAAAUGCAUGAGAAUGCAUCUCCAAUGGUGAGGUAUGAGCUUAGUCGGGUUUCAGCAAUAUUAUUCAUUGCUCUGGGAACCAGAAAACUACAUUGCCGGACAGAAUCAAGAUCAGGGCUUCUCCAAGCAUGGUUUGGCCCAAUGCUGUCAGACUUCGGUUGGCUGCAACGUUGUAGAAAGGGGCUUAGCACAAAGGUGUUGGAGGAAGCUAUGGGUCAGGCACUCCUUACCCUUCCCUUGAAGCAGCAGUAUCUGCUGUUUAUGGAAUGGUUUCGAAAUUUUUCCAAGCACGGCACGGAAUGCCCUAAUCUCAGCAAAGCCUUCCAGAUAUGGUGGCGCCGUUCCUUUCUACGAGGCUCUGAAACUCACGCUAUUGAAUCCAGGUAACUUGAUAGCAUCGUUUUCUGUGAUAUUUAUUGCCCGUGGAGGUGAAGAAUUCUGAAACAUCUUUAGGAGGACAAUAAUGUAGAAUACGUAUGUAGGAUAGUUGUAACAGCUGUUAUAGUGCAUGAAAGGCAGCAUAAUUUCUGUGAUUA
This is a messenger RNA of Morus notabilis, 1944 nucleotides long. Its product is annotated as BTB/POZ domain-containing protein At2g13690. The transcript has 2 exons. The record is from RefSeq and is a predicted model, not a curated record. Lineage: Eukaryota; Viridiplantae; Streptophyta; Magnoliopsida; Rosales; Moraceae. Bases 137 to 1795 code for a protein of 552 amino acids.